AUGGCAUUGAAACAGAUUUCCAGCAACAAAUGCUUUGGGGGAUUGCAGAAAGUUUUUGAACAUGACAGUGUUGAACUGAACUGCAAAAUGAAAUUUGCUAUCUACUUGCCACCAAAGGCAGAAACUGGAAAAUGCCCUGCUCUGUAUUGGCUGUCUGGUUUAACUUGCACAGAACAGAAUUUUAUAUCAAAAUCUGGUUAUCAUCAGGCUGCCUCAGAACAUGGCCUUGUUGUCAUUGCUCCAGAUACCAGCCCUCGUGGCUGCAAUAUUAAAGGAGAAGAUGAGAGCUGGGACUUUGGCACUGGUGCUGGGUUUUACGUGGAUGCCACUGAACAUCCUUGGAAAACUAACUACAGAAUGUAUUCUUAUGUAACGGAGGAGCUUCCUCAACUCAUAAAUGCCAAUUUUCCAGUGGACCCCCAAAGGAUGUCUAUUUUUGGCCACUCCAUGGGAGGCCAUGGAGCUUUGAUUUGUGCUUUAAAGAAUCCUGGAAAAUACAAAUCUGUGUCAGCAUUUGCUCCAAUUUGCAAUCCAGUGCUUUGUCCUUGGGGCAAAAAAGCCUUCAGUGGAUAUUUGGGAACAGAUCAAAGUAAAUGGAAGGAUUAUGAUGCUACUCAUCUUGUGAAGUCCUAUCCAGGUUCUCAGCUUGACAUACUAAUUGAUCAAGGAAAAGACGACCAGUUCCUUUCAGAUGGACAGUUGCUUCCUGAUAACUUCCUCGCUGCCUGUGCAGAAAAGAAAACCCCUGUUGUUUUUAGAUUACAGGAGGGUUAUGACCAUAGCUACUACUUCAUUGCUACCUUUAUUACUGAUCACAUCAGACAUCAUGCAAAAUACCUGAAUGCUUAA
Molecule: messenger RNA, 849 nt
Organism: Pipistrellus nathusii (Nathusius's pipistrelle)
Lineage: Eukaryota; Metazoa; Chordata; Mammalia; Chiroptera; Vespertilionidae
Source: the annotation of a GenBank genome assembly